This is a messenger RNA of Penicillium verhagenii, 1293 nucleotides long. Its product is annotated as ankyrin. The transcript has a single exon. Bases 1 to 1293 code for a protein of 430 amino acids. Gene Ontology annotation, biological process: protein phosphorylation. Gene Ontology annotation, molecular function: ATP binding; protein kinase activity. The record is from RefSeq and is a predicted model, not a curated record. Lineage: Eukaryota; Fungi; Ascomycota; Eurotiomycetes; Eurotiales; Aspergillaceae.
AUGGCUUCCCCUUCCAUCUCAGGACGAGCAGUCACAUCUGCUUUCCCUUUCUCACAUGAAGAAAGCAAGCCCAGUUCCGCCGAAGAAACCAUUUCGAAUUCAAAAUCCGACCCAGUUUUCGUUCCCCACGUGUUCGACUUUGUUAGUAUUCACAAUCCAACUAAUUUUCGUGGUUCAUCUGCAGUUCCUUCUUUGUAUCUUGAGCCGCUAGCAGUGGAUCAGUCAAUCAUUGUCGGCCAUGGCGCUUCCUUCACAGUAUUCAAAAGAGCUAUUCCAGCGGCCCCUCAAAUAUCCCAAACGUUCGACAUGGGCGGCUGGACCAUGACCGUUCCUAGGUCUCAAAAAAGCCCUCCAAAGCAUGUCGUUUAUAAGGUUGCUCGCGUUGCCUUUACUGAAACUGGAACACCAACACCUCCGACAAGACAUGCCAUGAAAGCCGCAUUAAUGGAAUUGUAUGCUUUGAUGCACGAGCCUCUCCGACAGCAUCCCAACAUCAUCGAUUUGUUGGGUCUCGCCUGGGGCUCUAACUAUUUUGACUCGUCGCAUCGAUUGCCAGUCCUAGUGGUGGAAUUUGCGGAUCACGGGAGUCUAGCAGAUUUACAACACAGACAUGACCUGAUGCCCUCCACUAGACAUCAGCUUGGGCUAGACAUCGGUCAUGGUCUUCAAAUGCUUCAUCAAUGCGGGAUUAUACACGGGGACGUCAAGUCGGAAAAUAUCUUGAUUUUCAAUCACCCAGAGAGAAAAUAUAUUGCAAAGCUAUCGGACUUUGGGUUUUCGCUGGUCAAAGAAGCAGCAGACGCUAAGGUAUACGUUGGGGGCACGAGGCCCUGGAAAGCCCCCGAGGCCAGAUACCCAGUGGCAAAACAUUUCCUGCCCGCCACAGAUAUAUACUCAUACGGUCUGCUUCUAUGGCGUCUCGCGAGUGAUGGUCAUGAUCCAUUCCGCUUCUGGGCUCCGAUAAGCCCGAGCUUACAAGGAGAUCUAUAUUUGCAGGAGCUGGAAAAAAUGAAGGAAGACGAUCAUCCUCUCAAAAACACAUCGCUGGACAAGUGGUUCAUGCGAUAUUUGUCUAAAAAGUCCAAAGAUCCGCAACCAGAACUAUCAGUCGAUUUGUCCUCGCUCAGCUUGGCUGAGCGAGAUCCCUUUUACACACGGCUCCCGUCUGUCCUGGAAAAAUGCCUGAGUGUCGAUCCCUCCAAAAGGGACUUACUCCAGGCCAUUGCAGCACUUGAAAACGAUAGCCAGACUGAUGAGUAUGUUGGACUCAAGAUAAACUGGGUCUCUUGCUAA